This is a messenger RNA of Stegodyphus dumicola, 2042 nucleotides long. Its product is annotated as tubulin epsilon chain-like. Lineage: Eukaryota; Metazoa; Arthropoda; Arachnida; Araneae; Eresidae. The record is from RefSeq and is a predicted model, not a curated record. Gene Ontology annotation, biological process: microtubule-based process. Gene Ontology annotation, cellular component: microtubule. Gene Ontology annotation, molecular function: GTP binding.
UGAAUCAGUGCUAAUUCUCUUACAGUUCUAGAAUUAUGGGAUAUGUAUUGGAAUUUCAGUGUUUUGUGGAAGGAACGUAAUUUGUCAAAUUUGGUAGUUUUGCAAAAAAACAUCGCCUUAUCUAGCGUAAAAUGUAAAAUUCCCAGUACAUGUAACUAGAUAUACAAGUAUAUCGAAGGCUUCUCGUCGAAUUUAAUAUCUUUUGUAUUUUCUUAGAAGUAUAUAUACUAUCUAACUUUCAUUUAAGCUUGAAAUUUCACUUUGAAAAUGAUAAAAAAUGCCCCAGUCAAUUUUUAUUCAAGUGGGCCAAUGUGGAAACCAAAUUGGUUGCCGUUUCUGGGACCUUGCUCUUCAAGAAUAUCAACAUCAUAAAAUUUUAUCUUUAGAAGAUAUUAGUAAUUUUUUCAAGCCUGUUGAUGUCAAAAAUAAAUCCAAUGUCAACAUUUUAGAUUCUGUGAAAGCAAGGGCAGUCAUGAUUGAUAUGGAAGAAGGGGUAAUCUCAGAUAUAUUACGUGGACCUCUUAAAAAACUUUUUGAUAGAAAGCAGCUAGUUACUGAUGUUUCAGGAUCUGGAAACAACUGGGCUAUGGGGAAUAAAUUUUAUGGUUCAAAAUACCAUGAUCAGUUAACUGAACUAUUCAGGAAAGAAGCAGAAGAAUGUGAUAGCCUUCAAUGUUUCUUCUUGCUGCAUUCCAUGGGUGGUGGAACAGGUUCUGGACUUGGUACCGCAGUUUUAGAAUAUUUACAUGACGAGUUCCUGAAAAUUCCAAGAUUUGUUUUUGCUGUUUUCCCAUCCAUACAUGAUGAUGUUGUAACAUCUCCAUACAAUACAGUAUUAGCAAAUAGUCAACUAAUGAAUUUUGCUGAUUGUGUCAUUCCUUUUGAAAACAAAACUUUAGGGGACAUAUGUAAUAAAGUUUCUAAUGUGAAAAACAGCCAUCCACAUGGCAGGUAUAGUGCAGAUAAAUCAGAAAAUGCAACAUCUGUAAUUGGAAAUCCUAGAGAUAAGAAAGCUUGUAAACCUUUUGAUGAAAUGAAUAAUAUUGUAGCUAAUACAAUCCUGAAUUUAACUUGCUCUUCCAGAUUUCCUGGUAGCUUAAAUGUUGACCUAAAUGAGAUAAUUAUGAACAUGACUCCAUAUCCUCAUCUUCAUUAUUUGGUUCCUAGUGCUGCUCCUUUAUUUUCAUUCCGUGAUAGCUGUAAAAUUGAUCAGAUGCUUACUGAAGCAUUUUCAAUGAGUCAUCAGUUAUUUCAAAGUCCUUUAUCACAAGGCAUGUUGCUUGCUUGUGCUCUUCUGUGUCGUGGUCAAGUUUCUAUGUCUGAUGUUCAGCAUAACAUUGAUCGAUUAAAAGCAAAUUUAAAAUUUGUGCCAUGGAAUGAGGAAGGAUGGAAAAUAGGUUUAUGCAAUGUGCCUCAUAUUGGAUGCCGUAGCUCUGUUUUAAUGCUAGCAAAUACAUCAUCUAUAACACAUUCUUUGUGCCUUUUGCAAGACAAUUUUAUGAAAAUGUACCGGAAGAAGGCUCAUUUACAUCAUUUCCUUGAAGUUGAAUGCAUGGAAAAAGAUAUAUUCAAAGCUUCUCUUAAUGAUCUGAUAUUACUAAUACAAGACUACAAAAAUGUAGAAAAAGUACAUGAUGCAGCAGAAGUAAAACGAUUAAAAGUUGCAAUGUAAUACUUUGUAUUUUGACGUGUAAAUUUGUAAAUAUUAUUUAUUUACAAUCUGUAAUGUUUAUUUUACUUUGUUUGUCUAACAUUUAUUUCUGCUUCAAUGAACUACUAUUUAGAUAUAAUGCAAUAUUUUAAAUGAAAUAAACAUCUGAUAUAAUAUCAAAACAAAACCUGAAAUGAUGUAACUGUAUAUUUUUGGAUAAAUAGCUAUGUUAAGUAUUAACCCUCUUUUAUUUUCUUUUUUAUAAUCAGUCCGAAUAACAGCAUAAAGAAAUUGCAAAUGGCAAUAAUUACAAUUUUGGGAGUAUUGAUGUAAAACAAGAUAUCAUGACAGAUCUGUUACAAAUAAAGAAUUUUUUUAACAACUGCACAAA